Messenger RNA from Mustela lutreola (European mink), 2867 nucleotides. RefSeq names its product anaphase promoting complex subunit 2 (gene ANAPC2). Gene Ontology annotation, molecular function: ubiquitin protein ligase binding. Gene Ontology annotation, biological process: ubiquitin-dependent protein catabolic process. The transcript has 12 exons. The coding region runs from base 117 to 2612 and encodes 831 amino acids. The record is from RefSeq and is a predicted model, not a curated record. Gene Ontology annotation, cellular component: anaphase-promoting complex. Lineage: Eukaryota; Metazoa; Chordata; Mammalia; Carnivora; Mustelidae.
GCCUGCGCGCGGCCUUCCGACCGCGCGCCCUCCGCUACGUCAGCGCCGCGCGCCUCCCGUGUGCGUCAUCGCCGCGCGCCGCGCCUGUCGGCUCCGGGAAGCGGGUGGGCGCACAGAUGGCGGCGGCGGGAUGCGACGGCGACCCCGGGCCUGCAGAGGAGCUGCUGGUGGCCUGGAACACCGUGAGCACCGGGCUGGUGCCGCCCGCCGCUCUGGGGCUGGCGUCCUCCCGGACCAGCGGAGCGGUGCCGCCCAAGGAGGAGGAGCUGCGGGCGGCGGUGGAGGUCUUGCGGGGCCACGGGCUGCAUUCGGUCCUGGAGGAGUGGUUCGUGGAGGUGCUGCAGAACGACCUGCAGGCCAACAUCGCCCUGGAGUUCUGGAACACCAUCUCCCAGCGCGAGAACUGCGCAGACGAGCCCCAGUGCCUUCUGCUGCUUCUGGACGCCUUCGGCCUCUUGGAGAGCCGGCUGGACCCCUACCUGCGCAGUCUGGAGCUCCUGGAGAAGUGGACGCGCCUGGGCUUGCUGAUGGGCGCCGGCGCUCAGGGGCUGCGGGAAAAGGUCCACACCACGUUGCGCGGCGUCCUGUUCUUUUCCACUCCCAGGACCUUUCAGGACAUGAUCCAGCGCCUCUACGGCCGUUUUCUGAGAGUGUACAUGCAGAGCAAGAGGAAGGGGGAGGGGGGCACGGACCCCGAGCUGGAGGGGGACCUGGACAGCAGGUACGCGCGGCGGCGGUACUACCGGCUUCUGCAGAGCCCGCUGUGUGCCGGCUGCGGCAGUGACAAGCAGCGGUGCUGGUGCCGCCAGGCGCUGGAGCAGUUUCACCAGCUCAGCCAGGUCCUGCACAGGCUCAGUCUGUUGGAGCGGGUCAGUGCCGAGGCUGUGACCAGCACCCUGCACCAGGUGACCAAGGAGAGGAUGGAGGACCGAUGCCGGGGCGAGUAUGAGCGCUCCUUUCUGCGUGAGUUCCACAAGUGGAUUGAGAGGGUGGUGGGCUGGCUGGGCAAGGUGUUCCUGCAGGAUGGCCCAGCCCGACCUGCGUCCCCGGAAGCCGGCAACACACUGCGCCGCUGGCGCUGCCACGUGCAGCGGUUCUUCUACCGGAUCUACGCCAGCCUGCGUAUCGAGGAACUCUUCAGCAUCAUCCGAGACUUCCCGGACUCCCGGCCAGCCGUCGAGGACCUCAAGUACUGCCUGGAGAGAACUGACCAGAGGCAGCAGCUGCUCCUGUCCCUCAAGGCUGCCCUGGAGACACGUCUCCUCCAUCCAGGCGUGAACACGUGCGACAUCAUCACCCUCUACAUAUCGGCCAUCAAGGCCCUGCGUGUGCUGGACCCGUCCAUGGUCAUCCUGGAGGUGGCCUGCGAGCCUGUUCGCCGCUACCUGAGGACGCGGGAGGACACAGUGCGGCAGAUUGUGGCUGGGCUGACGGGGGACUCCGACGGGACAGGAGACUUGGCUGUUGAGCUGUCCAAGACGGAUCCAGCGAGCCUGGAGACCGGUCAGGACAGCGAGGAUGACUCUGGCGAGCCAGAGGACUGGGUCCCCGACCCCGUGGAUGCUGAUCCAGGCAAGUCCAGCUCCAAGCGGCGCUCCUCGGACAUCAUCAGCCUUCUGGUCAGUAUCUACGGCAGCAAGGACCUCUUCAUCAACGAGUACCGCUCGCUGCUGGCCGACCGCCUCCUGCACCAGUUCAGCUUCAGUCCCGAGCGGGAGAUCCGCAACGUGGAGCUGCUGAAGCUGCGGUUUGGGGAAGCCCCGAUGCACUUCUGCGAGGUCAUGCUGAAGGACAUGGCAGAUUCCCGUCGCAUUAAUGCCAACAUCCGUGAGGAGGAUGAGAAGCGUCCCGCAGAGGAACAGCCGCCUUUCGGGGUCUAUGCCGUCAUCCUGUCCAGCGAGUUCUGGCCGCCCUUCAAGGACGAGAAGCUGGAGGUCCCCGAGGACAUCCGGGAGGCCCUUGAGGUUUACUGCAAGAAGUAUGAGAAGCUGAAGGCCAUGCGGACCCUCAGCUGGAAGCACACCCUGGGCCUGGUGACCAUGGACGUGGAGCUGGCCGACCGCACCCUGUCUGUGGCCGUGACUCCUGUGCAGGCGGUGGUCUUGCUGUACUUCCAGGACCAAGCUCUUCUGGACAUACAUCCAGGCCAUGCUGACCAACCUGGAGAGCCUCUCGCUGGAGCGCAUCUACAGCAUGCUGCGCAUGUUUGUGGUCACGGGGCCCGCACUGGCCGAGAUCGACCUGCAGGAGCUGCAGGGCUUCCUGCAGAAGAAGGUGCGCGACCAGCAGCUCGUCUACUCGGCUGGUGUCUACCGCCUGCCCAAGAGCUGCAGCUGAUACCCCCCGGGCCUGCCCAGGCCCUCGCAGCGCGGAGUAAAGCAGAUGGUUCUCUGUCCUCUCCCUGUCCUGGUGGCUUUGUGGGCCCAUCACGAUCCUGUGGUCCAGGCUCUUCCUCCAGACAGACCUCUCCACCCCCGUUUCGCAGGACCUGGCUCCCUGGGAGCAGGCGAGGGGAAACACACGGGUGGCCAGGCCCCCAUCCUGGCCUGUACCCCUGGGUUGGGCUCCAGACCCAGAGCCCCAGCACACCCCUAGGCCACACCAGCUGGUGACAGCUCACCUCUGAGCUCAAAGCUCAGGCGGGAGCUCACACUGGAGGGUUCCAGCCCCGAGCUGCACUCUGGCCUUUGGAAGGAGCCCUUGGGUCCCCAGCCCUUUUCCUGGCCUGAAGGUCCAGGGGUGUUGCUGGGAUGCAUGGACGCCAUUGGAACGCGUGAGAUGGACAGGCAGCUGGGCAUCUCCUCAGGUCUCCAGCAGGAGGGGCUGGCUGUUUGUGGUUCACAAUAAAGUUAGUUUCUGUGCCCUCA